Molecule: messenger RNA, 813 nt
Organism: Podospora anserina S mat+
Lineage: Eukaryota; Fungi; Ascomycota; Sordariomycetes; Sordariales; Podosporaceae
Exons: 3
Coding region: 1-813 (270 amino acids)
Source: RefSeq, a predicted model, not a curated record
AUGACCUCCUCGAUCAAACUCUCGGCCCCUCUGAGCCUCACCCACAUCGGCACUGCGACUGCCCUCAUUCAUCUUGGGGACGAUAGCAACCCUGUCACACUCAUCACCGACCCCUUCUUCUCUCAUGCCCCAUUUGAAUUCGAUAUGGGUCUCCUUGUCCUCAAGGCAUCCAUUGAACCGGCUCUAGGCCUUGCCAAUCUCCCUCCUAUCGAUGCUGUUCUCCUGAGCCACGAGGACCAUGUCGACAAUCUUGACGAGCCUGGCCGCCGUCUUCUCGAAGGCCGCAUCGUGCUCACCACCCCUGACGGAGCAAAGAACCUUGCUCCUCGGCCUGGUGUCAAAGCUUUGCAGCCUUGGGAGACUGUUUCUAUCAAGCUCCAGGGACAGACUUUUGAGGUUACUGGAACCCCUUGCGUCCACCUUCCUGGUGGUGAGGUCACUGGCUUCAUCCUGACAACGGAAUCGUUUGGAAAGACUGAUGGCAAGCCAAACGCGAUAUUCUUCUCUGGGGACACAAUUUACAUCCCUGAGCUGGCAAAGAUGAAGGAGAAGUACCACAUCUCCGUCGCCUUGCUCAACCUAGGCAAAGCAACAGCCCCUCUCCCCACGGGCCCCCUUGUAAUCACCAUGGACGGCGCGCAGGCAGUAAAGCUGUUCCGAGAGCUGGGAGCUGACGUGCUGGUCCCCAUGCACUUUGAGAGUUGGGAUCACUUCAAGGAGCAGCGGGAAGAUUUGGCGCAGGCGUUCAAGGCCGAGGGGUUGGACAAGGAGGUUUUGUGGUUGGAGCCUGGGAAGAAGACCAAGCUCGUUUAG